CCAAUAUCUCCUCCUUUCUUCUUAUCCUUCAACCAUCAAGAAAAUGGCUUCCCUCUUCGGAUCUCCACCUUUUCUCUCUUACCCUAUUCAAAAAACACACCAUUUUUCUUCCUUUCAUUCUCCACCACAGUCUUUAAGCACUACAUCCUCAGAACCAGUUUUUCCUAGUGAAAAAGUGCAACAAAAGGUCAAAAUGAACCGGUUAGUUGAUGAGUCUACAGAUUCAAUAGCUUCGUCUUUAACAAGGAGAUUUGGGCUUGGAGCUAGCCUUGCUUGGGCAGGAUCCCUAGCCUUUAGUGUGAUAUCGGAACAGAUGAAAAAUGAGCAUCAAGUCUCUCAAAAUGAAGCAAAUACAAGGGUUGUAGAGGAGCAAGAAGAGGUAGUAUUGCCUAAUGGCAUAAGGUACUAUGAGUUGAGAGUUGGUGGCGGUUCAUCGCCGAAGUCUGGGGAUAUGAUGGUGAUUGAUCUCAAGGGCAAAGUCAAAGGAACCAAUCAACCAUUUGUCGACACAUUCAGUUGUGAAAAGAAACCACUAGCAUUGUUAACAGGGUCUAGGCCAUAUACAAAGGGAAUGUGUGAAGGGAUAGAGUAUGUUUCUAGGUCGAUGAAGGGUGGUGGCAAGAGAAGGGUAAUUGUCCCUCCAAACUUAGGGUUUGGAGAGAAGGGAAUAGAACUGGGUUAUGGCCUUAAAAUCCCACCAAAUGCUACUCUUGAGUAUAUUGUGGAGGUUGAUCAAGUUUCCAUUGCUCUUGUCUGAUGUUUGUCAUGGAAUUAUAUGGAAGAAAUAAGUAUAGAUUUAUUGAUCUUACAAGUUUCAAUCUUUAUAAUGAUAGAAGGGAAGUUUAAGCUC
Molecule: messenger RNA, 850 nt
Organism: Impatiens glandulifera
Lineage: Eukaryota; Viridiplantae; Streptophyta; Magnoliopsida; Ericales; Balsaminaceae
Product: peptidyl-prolyl cis-trans isomerase FKBP17-2, chloroplastic-like
Exons: 3
Coding region: 44-757 (237 amino acids)
Cellular component (GO): chloroplast
Molecular function (GO): peptidyl-prolyl cis-trans isomerase activity
Source: RefSeq, a predicted model, not a curated record